GAGAGAGCUCAUCAAGUCCCUGAACACAUCACCCAUACCUGAGCAGAAAGGCAAACGCAGCAGAUUAAUGACUGUAAUCCAACUCUUUUCUGCAUUCCUGGAUGGGUUUUCAUGCAGUGGAUAUUUGAUGAGUGGAGUUUGGAGUUCUGGAGCCACUUUUUUUCAGGCUAAACCCAGCGUUACCCUACUUUAUUUUUGCACGGAUUUACCGUUAAAUCGCUUUUAUAUAAAGUGAAUGUGUAGUUUUGGAAGGACCAGAUAACCUCGGUAUCUAUUUUUUUAAAUACCUGAAAACAUGGAAUAUUUUAAUGGUUUGACCUGGAAUUGGGAGUCUUCGAAAUGCAUGGCCAUGUAAUGUAACCCAAAGGAAAUGGCCUGAUGCGGCAGACGCCACAGCUGACAUGUCCUGCCAGUAAUCCCAUAGUUUCCACCCUGGCUCAUCUGGAAAUCUGUGAGUAGAGUUAGUCCAGUUUCUCUCUUUCAGAGAUGGAUUUGGGGCUGUCGGCCCACACUGGCCCCUGUGCCGGCUCUCACUCUUUGAAGCAUCCCAGUGUGUGUCGGUGAGAGACCCCCAGCAGGCCCAGGAUGCCAGGAUGCCCCUCACUCAGGACAACGCCCUCAGCAUCCUCCCACUGCUGGAGAACUGGCAGGGGGCUCAGAACACUCGACCACAGCAGGACUUCAACCUGAACCAAGACAAUUCUAGCUACAAGGGGGACCAGGACUGCCAGAAUGUGGAGGGGGACAGUGUUUGCAGCAGCAGCAGUGUUAACAGUGUUAACGUGGAGGACAUGCCCCUGUGUCUGGCUGCCAUUCAGAAGCUGGUUGAGUACAUUAAGUUCAACUUCAUGGACAGUGACACAGCUCCGACCCCCAGCCCCCCCUCCUGCAGGGAGGGGCUAGACAUCGAGGUCCGGGCCGUGGCCUUCAGUAAAGAUGAGUUUGACGGUGCUGAGUUUGGCCUCAGCUUUGGAAACAUCCCUAUUUUUGGGGACCCUGAUGGAAGGAAGAAGGGGGGCCCGAGGAGGAGGAGGGACCAGGGCCCCAUCAUGGAUGUGGGCUGCAUCUGGGUGACAGAGGUGAGGAAGAGGAGCCCAGCCGCCCGCUGUGGGGGGAUCAAGCUCAGAGACGAACUGCUGUCACUGAACGGGCAGCUGAUGGUGGGAGUAGACGUCAGUGGAGCCAGUUACCUGGCGGAGCAGUGCUGGAAUGGAGGCUGUAUCUACCUGAUCAUGCUGAGGCGAGUUAAGCGAAAGGCCCCCCCCCCUCCCUGUAAUGGCAGCGUCAGUACUGUGAGCAGUGACAGUUGUGAGGACCAGAAGCAGGACAGGGGGGCCCCGGAGCCCCCUGAGGGCCCUGCCAACUGCAAACGCACACGCAAGUUUGGAGUCAUAUCGAGAUCGUCCUUCAACAGGGGCAGCACGGACUCAGACCUGCAGAGCUGUUACAACGGCUCCUCGGCCCCCCCUGAUGCAGGGCUCAGUCCUCCAGGAGAGGACUCAGGGUGCAUCCCCCCCCACCACACACCCACAGAGGAAAGCCCUGACAUCAGAAGUGUUCCUCAGCGGCUCCACAGAGGCACGGCCACGCUGCCGGCACGCUGUCACAGUCAGCUGUUAGAAUACAAGAUGGACUCCUUCAGCAGCGAGCCAUCAGGCCAG
Messenger RNA from Gymnodraco acuticeps, 1661 nucleotides. RefSeq names its product PDZ domain containing 2 (gene pdzd2). NCBI's taxonomy places the organism in Eukaryota, Metazoa, Chordata, Actinopteri, Perciformes, Bathydraconidae. Gene Ontology annotation, molecular function: protein binding. The record is from RefSeq and is a predicted model, not a curated record.